Messenger RNA from Cylicostephanus goldi, 318 nucleotides. NCBI's taxonomy places the organism in Eukaryota, Metazoa, Nematoda, Chromadorea, Rhabditida, Strongylidae. The record is from the annotation of a GenBank genome assembly.
AUGGCUUCCCACUAUCCGUGUAAGAACUCCAUUUUAGAGCGAGAACGCAAACGAGCAGAAAGAAAAUUGAUGAAGAAAGAAGAGAAGAAGAAAAAGGAAGCUGAGAAAACGCCGGAACAAAUCCGAAUUGAACAUGAAAUGGCGUAUCAAGCUCGUGAAGCCAAACGAGCUCGGCGAGGCAAGAUGACACGAUUGCGAGCUGUGGUUGAGACGUCUGCUAAGAAAAAAGUUGGCAUGGCUAAGAAACGGUCAAUGAAGUUGUCGGAUAUACCAGCGAUUGAGGUCGAGUUUACACUAAAUUUUUUCCUUUUUCCGUGA